UUCAGGUAGUCGCUUCGGCUGGUGUUGCCAGGACAUCGUGGGUGUUUGGAAUCCGAACCCUUGGAAUUGUGGGUGUCCGUGGGCGGAAGUCGCGGGGCCCUGGCGUGCGGAGUGCAGAGCUUCUGCGGUGCGCUGUGAGGUGUGAGGCCUGCCAGAGGUUUGCCUCGUGGAUUUGGUAAGGACCGGUAGUUGCCAGACCUCUGGGGGAUGCCGAAUCAUUCACACUGCCAAUUUGAUCAACAUAACCAAGCUGGCCUCUGUCCUGCAACUCUCCUUGGAUCCUCCACAUGCUCACGUGUCUUCAGAAUCCUGAGAAAGUCAGAGGCAGACCAAGAGCAGAAACCACAGAGGACAUGCCUACUGACAUGACUUUCUGCCAGAAGGCCCAGAGACUGGAAACAGGGGAGCAGGACGGAUCCUGUGAGAGAUUGGUGACCUUUGAGGAUGUGACGGUGGACUUCAGCCAGGAGGAGUGGCAGCACCUGGACCCUGCCCAGAGACGCCUGUACCAGGAGGUGAUGCUGGAGAUCUACAGCCACCUCUUGUCAGUGGGUGAACUGCAGCUUGACACACCACAGCAACAAAUUUGUGUGAAAGCUUCGUUUCUAAAUGAUGCAGCCAGUGAAAUCACAAGACACGGUGCAUAUUGUUUCAUUUUGGAGAAACUGUGGCAGGAUGGUGAUACUACUACAAAGACAGAUCCACAAAGCCAAAUACUGCCCAUAAGUCCUGGUGCUUUCCGAAGCCAGAAAACCCUAACUGUAGAUAGUGCUUGUGACUAUGAAGAAACCGGAGAACCGAUUCUUUUGGGGCCCCACCUCAUUUCUUCGCAAUACGUACCUCCAAAAGGUUUCUCGUUUGCAAAAAGUUUGAAGCCUAACCUCGGAGCAAAUUGUGACAGUCAAAGCAGUGCCACAAGGCAGCUUGGUGAUGUUCUUGGACCUCACCAGUUUUUUACACAAGGCUCUUUUCAUGGUGUGUGUGCAAUUCCUCACCAAAGUGAGAAAUCAUACAAUGCGAGUCAGUUUGGAAACCUUCUUUCUCCUCAUCCACCACUUAUGGAGCAUGAAAUUAAUUUUCAAGACAAACCAGUUGAAUAUGCUGGAUGUGGGAAGGUCCUCGCUGGUGAGUCAGCUUUCUGUCAACAGCAAAUAACUAACAACAUGGAACCAUCUUUUAUCUGUCACACUUGCGGGAAAACCUUUCUCCACAAGUCUAAAUUGACCUCCCAUUCAGAAACUCACAGCAUAGAGACUCCUUAUCAGUGUCCUGACUGUGCAAAAUCUCUCAUGGGUGCGGCCAGCCUGCAGGUGCACCAUGGAAUCCACAUAUUGGAGAAACCUUAUGAAUGCCAUGUGUGUGGGAAGUCAUUCAGUUACACAUACCACCUAAAGGUGCACCUUCGAACACACACUGGGGAGAAACCUUACGCGUGUUCUGACUGUGGGAAGGCCUUCAGCCAAAAGUCAGUCCUCACCAUACAUCAGAGAAUUCACACUGGGGAGAAGCCUUACACAUGCAAUGACUGUGGGAAAAUGUUCGUUUGUGCAUCAGAUCUGACAAAGCACCGUCGAUUUCACACAGGAGAAAAGCCUUAUGAGUGCCCUGACUGUGGGAAAUCAUUCAGUAUUAAAUCUAACCUGCUUGCACACCAUCGAAUUCACACCAGUGAAGGAGCUUACAAAUGCUUUGACUGUGGGGAAUCAUUCAGGAAAAUAUCCCAGUUGAAGGUACAUCAUGAAAUUCACACCGACGGUAGAUCCUUUGUGUGUUCGGACUGUGGGAUGGCCUUCAGCCAAAAGUCAGUCCUCAGCACACACCAGAGAAUUCACAGUGGGGAGAAGUGCUACCCGUGCAGUGACUGCGGAAAGCUGUUCCUCUACGCCUCGGACCUGAAGAAGCACUGUCGCCUUCACACGGGGGAGAAGCCCUACAAGUGCCACGAGUGCGGGAAGUCAUACAGGGUGAAGUCACACCUGCACGUGCACCAGCGCACCCACACCGGGGAGAGGCCUUUCAAGUGUGGCGACUGCGGGAAGUCCUUCCGGAGAAACUGCCACCUGCAGAUGCACCAGAAGACCCACACCGGGGAGAAGCCUUACAAGUGCUCAGACUGCGGGAAGUCCUUCCGGCGGGCGUCCCACCUGAAAGUGCACCAUCGAAUUCACACCGGGGAGAAGCCCUACGUGUGUUCCGAGUGUGGGAAGUCUUUCAACGACAGGUCGGUUCUCAGCACACAUCAGAGAACUCACACGGGAGAGAAGCCUUACAUAUGCAGCGAGUGUGGCAAAGCCAUGGCUUCUAAAGCCAAUCUCAAAGAGCACCAACGAAUUCACACAGGCGAGAAACCGUAUAUGUGCGCUGAGUGUGGGAAGGCCUUCAGUGAUAAGUCUUCUUUCUACAGACAUUGUAAAAUCCACAGUAGGGAGAAAGCUUUUGUGCGAAACAAAGGUGAGAAGGGCUUCCUGCAGAAUUCACAAGUGACAUCCUCUGAGCAGACUCGCGGUGCAAAGAGCCUCUAGUGAUAAUCUGUCUUUGGGAAAUCUGUCUGUUGUUGUUGUGUGUCGCUGAAGGUGUGUAGUCAAGGUCACAUACUCACAUUACUGACGCUUUGGGAAAUUGUUCAGGAACUCUGGGUGCACCAUCCUGGGAAUGUGUUGUGGAUGCAGAAAGUCCUUCAAGAUCAUAAUGUUUUAGUAGACUCCAGUGCUCUCACCAGGCACUCAUCUGAUCAUAUAAAAGAAUUUAUUGUGGAACCAGGUCCUCAUCCAUAUCCAUCAUCAAAAUAUUCUUGAUUUUCAUGAAAAAUAUUUUAUUACAGACCUAAAUAGGACUGGGGAUAUCAUACUCCGUUGGUAAAUUCUUUGUUUUCUGGACACCACAAGCGCACACAGGUAUCUGCCCAUGGUACGUACACAAACCUAACCACACAAGCCAUGGUUCAUAGUUAAAAACUAUGCACUGCUUAUUUAAACAUACACAUAAUUAUAUGGGAGAGAAAUAUUAAUGAACUUGCAGGGAGAAGCACAAAUGCCUGUAGGCAUUUUAUGGACUGUCAGUUUCCUUGCAUGUUGAAGAAGUUUUAAGGUAAUCCUUCUGUAGUUAAUGGUCCAAUGGUUUCUAUAGUAUUUAUAGAAGAGUUUCUUGGAAAUUACAUCAGUGGUUUCUCUGUUUAUUGUGGGAUACUGUUUUUUUGUUUUGUUUUGUUUUUUAAUUUGAGACAGGGUCUCACUGUGUAGCUCAGGCUGUCCUGGAACUCACUGUGUAGACCAGUCUGGCCUCAAAUUUCACAAUACUUUCCUCGUUUCUGUCAAGGAAAGGAUGUAGUUGCUGGCCUUAUCCAUACCAUGAUGGCCAGCAGACAGUGUAGCUAGUUUUGAUUUCCUAGCCUUUCAUUGUAUUCUCCACCACCAUGUCCAGUUUCAGGUUUCUGGAGAUCAUCACCUUCAGGGUGCCAUUUUUGAGAGACAGAAACCCAGAACGUUCACAAACGCCUGCCAGAAUCUCCACAGCUCGUUUGUGCUGGUGUGAGUAAUGCUUCUCCAUGAUUUAUGUCCCUCCAGAACCUCAAAGUGACCUUGUGGAAAUGGCUUUACUAUAGAAGUGACUUAGUAUGCAGACAUUCUUGUGACAAAGCCAACAAUUUUGAAAGACAGGACCUAGAGGCAGAGAUGUCAGUGAGAGCUCCAAACCAUGGACUGUUGACCGUCAGCAGCAGAAGCUAGAAAAGUUAACAGGAUGCUUUCUUUCUUGGGAGUUUCCAAAAUGAUCUGUCUCUCGGCCAGUACUGAGAUUUCCACACUCUGGUCUCAAACAUGGUGAGAAAAUAAGUUUCUGUUGUUUUGCCACCUAUUCUAAAGCAAUCUAGGAAAACCAGUAGCAGGCUCUGGGGUACCCAGAUACUCCUGCCCACCUUCCUGCUUCUCCUGUUACAUCUCACUCCCCUUUUUAGUCAUUCUUUUCUCAUCCACUGCUCCUGAAUUUUCUGUGCACCCUUGUCCUCACUCUGGUUCCCAUAUUUUUAACUCCUCUUUCGCUAAGCUAAUCCCAUAUUGCUAUUCUUCCCAUGAAGCAAUGACCCUAGCCUACCAGGUGUCUGCCCCUUGUAGUUCUCAAACCUGUAUCCCUCAUUUUUCUCUCAUUGAGGCCCUCUAGACAUGAAUAUUACUUCUUGGAUCAGACCAUGUAUUUCCUGUGUGUUUAUUUCAGUUGUGUUUGUUUCUUUCUUUGAAACUGAGUCUCAUGUCAUUGAGGCUACAUUAGAUUCUAAUUUGCUGUAGAGCAGAGGAUGGUCAUGAAAUUUUGAAUCGUCUGCUUCCACCUCCCAAGUGCUGGGAUGACAAGGGUGUGCACUACCUUGGCCAGAUGGUAUUUUUAUAAUGUCCCCCAUCCAACAUGUACAUAAGUGUAAAUCUGACUACCCUGUUGAAAGAUGAGGCUGUGUUCCUACAAUCUCCAAGCGCAAUGGGAUCUUAUUCUGUUUCGGUGGGUGCAAUAUAAUGGAAGUAACGCUGUUUGAAGCCACACUGAAAGCUGUGGAGCAUCUGCAUUGUUUAUCCAAAUGCUUAUCCUUGGAGCCUUCCCCUGCCAUUUAGUAAUUCAAGUCAUGUUGAGGCCAGUAUACUAUAAGAAAACCCAGUUGAGCCGACGUCGAGAGGCCCAGAGAUGGACAUGAAGGACAUGAGGAUUGAUCCAGGAUGUUAUUCCUUUGGUUGGUACUCCAGUUACAUCUCAAAUGCUGUAUGGGAAACCAUACCACAACCACUCAGAUGAUCCUCCCCAAAUCCCCGACUUAAUGUAAACCCUGAAAGGUAACAGCAACGCUGGAACAUUAAGAUCUACCUUCCUUUGUUGUUGGAGCAACAAGUGACCAGAAUAUUUCUCCCUUGUCUGCACCAGCCAUGCCUACACCCCUGUGCUUCCAGGGGCUGCUGUAUUUCUCAGGGGCUUUGCCAAGUCCCUGAGUUGGACAGGUGGUUAGAAGUAGAGACCCACCUGCAAGCUUACUAUUUAGGGUGAGAUGAUGGGGCAGUGGGGAAGACCCUCCUCACUGAUGUCCACAGGUUCGGCCUAGCUCAGAUUGCAUUAGGCAUUGCAGUGCCGAGCAAGGGUAGUUCUCUCAUUUUUAGCCUGCCUUUUUUUAGGAGGUGGAUAAAGGAGGUAGGUGUCAUUGAUGAUACUUUGGUUAGAGGGAUACACCUACAAGUACCAUUGCACCCAGAAAUGACACCGGGAUACGUGUGCUGCUACAUCCUGGAAAAUCACACGGACGUUCAUUCUUCCUAUUGCAUACAACUCGGUGUUGACCAUCGCCCUGUGAGACCUGUAGCCAGCCUUGUUUUACUGGCCUUGAAGACAUCACAGGGCUGAGGCCAGAGUGAAGGUCAGCCCAGGGUACUGGGUGCAGCGGUGGGAAACUGGCAGUUGCUUUCAGUGUAUGUCCAGCUUGUUUUCCACCGAGCCCCCAAACACUUUCCUAGUGAGCAACAUGAAUUGUGAUGUGUAGUGUGGGAAUUGACUAUCAGCCAUGCUGGGUUGUGGUACUGGGGCAUCCAUCAUGCAUAGGCUAUGCUGUGACACUAGUUCAGCGCUAUUUUAUGACCAAGUCUGCUCAUGUCUCCACGACGUGGCAUGAAAGCAUCCCAUAACAUUUGUUCUGGAUCUGAGCACCACCCUAAGUAACAACAGGCUCAGCUAUUCCCCCCUCCCGCCCAGCUCCUCUAACCCAUCAUGGAUGUGUCUGUCUAUAACCUCCCUAUCAGAAGAGCAACUUGCUGAGGGCAGGGCUGAGAACUCACUUGUGUUGGAGUCCCCUCAGAACCCAGGACCCAGCUUUGCCUUCUCCAAAACAUCUUAGAGGAGCAUUAAAUAUGGAAGAUGAGGCAGAGCUCAAGAAACAUCUUUAUGGCCACCACAAUUUCAUCUGCUAGGGAUCUGGUUUUCCUGUAGAAGUAGAUAAGGCUGAAGUCAACUGCUAACUAAUGUCAGGAUUUGGAUUUAUGUAUAUCAUCAGCUCAGAUGUCACCCAGUCUCAAUUACAGAAACAGGAAUGUCUCACUUUUUAUACUUAACAUUUGUGUCUCAUAAUUCAUCACCAGAACAAAACCAAAGUGCUUUGUCCUGCCUUCAGUAGGUAGAAACUUAAUGUUUGAUAUCCAUCAAGAGUUGUCUACCCAUCAUAAAGGACAUGACCAUGAUUCUCAGAAUUAGAAUGACAUGAUCCAGCUACAUUUUGCAUUUAGGAACUGGUCUAAAAGACAUACACACAUAAUACAAAUACAAGAUUUCUACAGCAAAAAGAAAUCAGUUUUGGCUGCCCAUCAAUACAAGAUUUCCAGAGAAUUGGUGCCAUCUGUGCUGCUGGCAUCCAGCUAACCCUUGACACUCCAGCGAACAAACCCAGGAUUAAGGUAUGCUCUAUGGAGAUGGGUCGUUUCUGGGAGAGAAACUGAGCAAGGUACUCUGGGAUCACUACUCUGUCUUCUGAAUAUUGCCCGUGUGGUUCCGUUUCCCGGAACAGUCCCAUAAACUUGAGCAAAUAAAGA
Psammomys obesus (fat sand rat) is the source of this 6545-nucleotide messenger RNA. RefSeq names its product zinc finger protein 260-like. The transcript is spliced from 5 exons. Gene Ontology annotation, biological process: regulation of cytokine production; regulation of immune system process; negative regulation of transcription by RNA polymerase II. The coding region runs from base 288 to 2522 and encodes 744 amino acids. NCBI's taxonomy places the organism in Eukaryota, Metazoa, Chordata, Mammalia, Rodentia, Muridae. The record is from RefSeq and is a predicted model, not a curated record.